Plasmodium malariae is the source of this 927-nucleotide messenger RNA. Its product is annotated as Plasmodium exported protein, unknown function. The transcript is spliced from 2 exons. Lineage: Eukaryota; Apicomplexa; Aconoidasida; Haemosporida; Plasmodiidae. The coding region runs from base 1 to 927 and encodes 308 amino acids. The record is from RefSeq and is a predicted model, not a curated record.
AUGAAGAAAACUAAUGCUACUAAUAUAGUUCUCCUUUUUUGCAAAAAUAACUAUGAAGAAUCAUUUAGUAAAAAUUCCGAUCUGAUCAACUCCUUAGGUUUAAGAAAUUGUAGAUUGUUAAAGUCAGAAAAAGAAGUACAAGCAAUCUAUCCACCACAUGAUGAUUUACUUUUAAAAAAAGGAUCAAUUGAUUCAUUAAUUGAUGAUGAUAUUAUCUUAAAAAACCGAAUAAAUUAUUUAAUUAAGGAUAGCUCAUUUAAAAGUGGAUAUGAUUCAUUAAUGCAGGGUAACGCCUUUCAAAAACAAUUUAAUGAAAUUAUAAAAAAAGGAAAUUCAAAAAUAGAUGGUGGUGUAAUGAAAAAUUUAAACCUUAACGAAUUUUAUGAAUCAAUGGAAACUAUUAAUGAUUUAAAAAAAAACAACAAAAAAAAUAAAAAACUAUCACAUGUAGCAAAAAAUAAAAAUCAUGAUAAUUUAAACGGAUCAGAAAUGCUUCAAAAAAUGGUUCACCGAGCUCUUCAACAAGAAAAACCUAAAAAAGGGUUUAUGAAACAAUUAUAUGAUUUAGACAAAAAAUUUGAGGCUGAAAUGUUACGUGCAAUGAAAAACAAUACAUCAGAUACUGGUUUCCAUGAAUGUAGAUUUAAAACUGGGUACGAAAAAUUCCUAGCGUUUUUGGACAAAGCUAAAAUAUUUAUACCUCCAACGGUAAACAUGAUGAUUUUAAUGUUAAUGUUGCCUAUUGUUUCAUAUAUAGGACCGAUUUUUGGAUUAGCUGCUUUUACGUUUAGUGUUAUGACGAUUUACUAUGUAUACAAAUUUUGUAAGAUGAAGAAGGUGCAUAGGGAUUACAAAAUAAUGAACAAAAGCAAAAACUUUAAAGUAAAAGCAUUAAAACAAAAACUUCACAGAAAAAAAAAUAUAUAA